CAGCGAUGAUGCGAAUUGGGUUAUAAAUCAUUUUCGGAAUCAGAUCAGGCGGCAGCAACCAUAUGGUGGAUAUGAUGAUGAUGAAUAUAAGAAAUCCACCGUAGGUGAUAUUUAUGAUGGACUUUAUGACAACCGUCAAGAGAAGAUGAAAGAUAAAUGUUGCUGCCAGUUGGGUGAGCCUGGAUUACCUGGUCAACCUGGUAUUGAUGGUGAAAAUGGUCUGGAUGGUAAACCAGGAGAGGAUGGCAUACCUGGAGAAGAUGCGGAGCAAGAUUAUUCAACUCCAAUAAUAGUAUCAUGCGUCAGAGAAUGUCCACCAGGACCUCCUGGUCCGCCAGGUAUUCCUGGAGACAAAGGUCCCAGAGGAUAUGAAGGUGAAACAGGCGAACCAGGCAUUCCAGGGAAACCUGGAAAAAAAGGACUACCUGGAAAAGAAGGACCAAAAGGUCCACCAGGUAUAAUAGGACGAGAAGGAAAUAAAGGAGAAGCGGGAAGUCGUAUGCUGAACAUUGGACCACCUGGACCACCAGGCCGACCUGGUGAAAUGGGACCACCAGGAGUACCGGGACCAGCUGGUGAAAAAGGUCAACCUGGUGAGAAAGGUCAAACAGGUGUACCAGGUGAUGAAGGAAAUGCAGGUUCAUAUGGAAAACCAGGAAUGCUCGGUGCACCAGGGCCAAAUGGUAAAAAAGGUGCAAGUGGUAGUUGCGAUCAUUGUCCAAAACCACGAUUACCUCCUGGUUAUUAUUUACAACCAUCAGAAAAUUAUCGUAAUUAA
This is a messenger RNA of Cercopithifilaria johnstoni, 778 nucleotides long. The record is from the annotation of a GenBank genome assembly. NCBI's taxonomy places the organism in Eukaryota, Metazoa, Nematoda, Chromadorea, Rhabditida, Onchocercidae.